AUGGUUCCCUACUCCCCAGAAACCUUCAAGCCACUACUUGGCAAGCUAGUCAAGACUCCAGAGUUUUUCAGCCCCGAUGACCUCCGCCUUGCACUGAAUCAUAUCUUUACGCCAAAUGCUGUCUACGAUGUGCAGAUUGGAUCGUUCCUAACUGCCCUUCAUAUCGAGCGGAUCGAGCGAAGACCAGAAUUUCUCGCAACCGCAGCGCAGGCUCUCCGAGAUCGUGCUCUCAAGGCUGCAGUGGAGGAUGCCGAUCAGGAUUUUGUCGUUGACAUUGUCGGCACUGGUGGCGAUGGGCACAACACCUUCAACGUGAGCACGACUGCUGCGAUCGUUGCAGCAGGGGCGGGUGCCCGAGUGAUCAAGCACGGAAGCAGGGCAUCAACGUCCUCUUCUGGCUCUGCUGAUCUGUUGCAGUCGCUCGGCUGUAUCUUCACACCUCCCGCUACAACCGAAUCCCCAGUGCCAAUUCCUCGAGUUCCAUUCACCUUCAUCCUCGCACCUCAUUACCACCCUGCAAUGGCAAUGAUCGCCCCAUACCGCAAGGCCCUUCCUCAUCGCACAAUGUUCAAUGUGCUCGGACCUCUCAUUAACCCCGCCCGGCCGCGAGGAAUGGUUUUGGGCGUUGCUGAGCGCGAGCUCGGGCCGACUUUCGCUGCGUCCCUCGCCGACGGUGGCGUUGAGCGAGCACUGGUGGUCUGCGGAGCCGAGGGCCUCGAUGAGAUCAGUUGUGCGGGAGAGACAUAUGCUUGGGAAUUGAUUGACGGCAAGGUCACGGAGCGAAGGCUACACCCAGAGCAGUUCGGCUUGCAGUUGCAUGCUCUAUCGGCUGUGGCUGGUGGCACGCCUGCCGAGAACGCGGAGACAUUCAUGCUGCUGCUGACCUCAGGGCAAGACAUCCCCGAGCGGCUGACGCCUGUGUUGCACUUUGUCCUGUUGAACGCAGCUGCCCUGCUUACUGUGGCCGGAGUUGCGACCGACUUCAAGGACGGAGUGGAGAAGGCUAUGACAAGUAUUACAUCUGGUGCAGCGUGGAAGGCGCUGGAACGCUUCCGAGAUGCUGGGAAAGAGGCCAGCGACUAG
This is a messenger RNA of Laetiporus sulphureus 93-53, 1083 nucleotides long. Its product is annotated as anthranilate phosphoribosyltransferase. Gene Ontology annotation, cellular component: cytosol. The transcript is spliced from 3 exons. Gene Ontology annotation, molecular function: anthranilate phosphoribosyltransferase activity. Gene Ontology annotation, biological process: L-tryptophan biosynthetic process. The record is from RefSeq and is a predicted model, not a curated record. Lineage: Eukaryota; Fungi; Basidiomycota; Agaricomycetes; Polyporales; Laetiporaceae. Bases 1 to 1083 code for a protein of 360 amino acids.